CUUGAGACUGACGAAAAAGAAGUCGAACAAGCCAGUCCAGUAGGUCUUCCUGUAUUGAUAUCUCAUGAUAUCAAAUGUUUUUUGAAGAAGUUAGUUUUUCGUCAAUGAUCAAUUAGCAUGAUAGUAGAAAAAUUAUACGUAUAAAUGCGUACAAAUGCUUCUCAACAACACACCCUAAAAUAACCUAUUCUCUCUCAUUUGUCAUACUUGAACCUGCUACAACGAACUACAAUUUGACUUACUUCUGUUGUCACCCUCCAUGAACGAAACUUCUUUCAAAAAAAUGAACUACAGUGAUCCUGAUCAUCAACAUGGGCGAGGUCUCUCCCAUCAAGCGCCAUCAGUCGGAACUGUCACCUCCGACUUGUUGACCUUCGAGACCCUGCUAGUAAGCGUUGUUGCUGUGCUCUUCGUGCUCACCUACCUCCCGCAAACAGGUGGCCUGUCCGUUGGAAGCCGCAACAAGAUCAAGAAGCCACAUCUUCCAGUGGGACACAAUAAAAGGACUACAACUUCUAGUUCACGAGGUGGACUACAACAGCAUGAUAGUGAUACAGCACCACGUGGGAGACGUACUAGUCAUGUUGGAGGACAUCAUAAUACAGACACAGCAGUAAACGGUCCUAGUGGAGGGCAAGAUCAUGAUACAGUAGUACUAAAUGGUACUAACAAGAGGAACCCCACCUCCUCCGGAAGUGUCAAGAGUGUCCAAGGCCAGAGUCCGCAAGUGCGCUUAUCCUCUUUGAGAUUGACCGAUCGCAGAAGUGUCGACGACGACGAUGAUGAUUCAAAUGACGACGCGGAAUCGUCAGUUAUGCUACGUCUACAUCGUUUGGUUACCCUAAAAAACCCUGUGGGAUAGAGAAUUCGAGUCAUCGGGAGUUGGCUCUUGGAGAACUACUGAACAAGGAUCCUGAUCUUCAUCUUGUAACUUGUGUUUGCCUGUAUCAGUAACUUCUUUGGCUUCUAAUACCAAUGAUGAGAGCAGUGGUGCGUCUUCCGCCAGUACGUCUCUCGAUGGCGCAUCGCGAGGUGAGGAGCUCCUGCUACUCAUUGAUUACGGGCACCGCUAUCCCAUCUUUUGGAACAUCUCAGCUUAGCCAUGCAAUUCUACUGCGAAGUUGUAAGUAGCUGAGAGGGGCACUAAGAAGUGUAAAAGAUGGGCUCUCACUCUCAGGACCUCUAAAUUGAUUUCGAUUCAGAGAUUCGGGUUGGUGGGUGUAAAACUAUGGCAGGGAGAAUGCACUUCGAGGCAGAGCUUCUUCAAGACGGACAAAGCAUCUGCACCGUCUGGAAAUCAUACCAUCAAUGGCGAAAACUUUGGAGUACUGUUCGUGUUAUUUGUGCUGACUUUGAUAUAAUUCUUGUUGUGAUCAUUGUUGGUGUCUAUUCGAAGCACGAUUCUAGAACAACAAGCAAGUAACGGAACUGUUGAUGAUAGGAUAUUACUCAUCUAGGUCUAUGAAUCAAUCACGACUCUAGUUUCAAUACCUUUAUUUUCUCUCCACGACUAGAGGUACAACUGGGAGCAAGCGGCAUUGCAGUUUCUUGCGGCGAAAAUUUUUUUCGUCAAAGGAGAGCAAAAUAACCCAGCGUCGUGCGUGCCUUGAAGGUUUUGCAAGUGAUUUGCGUGCUAAUGACAGAAAUCUGAAUCUGGUAGCGGCUUUUUUCGGGUGCAAUAAUGUCAGGACGAACAGCGUCGGCCGGUUCGAGGCAGUUCUGAAACAAGUUAAGCAUCGGACUAAUGGUGGCCAUUUCGGAUGGCAUAGUCGUGAAAAAGUGCAACGUGUUCCACGUCCUCUAAUCAAGGGAAGCAACAGAGCAAGGCAAAAAUCCCAAAGUCGUCCCCUGAGAAAUUGCUACUGACAGCUGACGAGGAUGGAGAGCAAGGUCAUUACAACUCUAGCAUUCAGGGACAACCGGAAAUAGACAGAGAGUCGGGAUUUCAUCUUUUGGGGAAAUGCUUCGUCUAGAACAAUCGCUCGGAUAAAGUUGUCAAUCAAGUGUGACCAACGAAGCACGCUUUUCGCAAAAUCCCAAUGAAGAUACUGGCCUCUGAAGAUUCAACUUUUAUAUAUAUUUUUAGUGGAUCAUGUUCAUGAUUUCCAGACGCUCAAAAUAUUCUUCAUAGGUGUUCGUGUCGGUAUUUGUAGUUUACCUUGUGCUUAGUGGAGUCCGUACUCGUUAAACAACUCUAACUGAUUCAAUAGCGCUCUGUCGAAUUUGUGUCACAAUCUAUCAGGGGACAGCCUGUGUCAAAUUUGUGUCACAAUCUAUCAGGCGACAGCAAGAAAAUGCCGUCCGCAGGACAGAUUCCAGAAGAUUUUCAGAACGGCUGCGACCAUGAGGUGGUCGUAUCCGAUAGCGCGAUGGAUGAGAAAAUUGCGAAGCACUAUAAAAAAGGCGGCAUGUUUGGUGCCAUCGCGGGCGCCUUCGGCGACAAGAAAACGAUGUACUGCCACCACAUCACCAAGGAUGGUAUCAUAUCUGUAUGACUGAUAGUACUGAUUUUAUGCUUGUUGUUCCUCUUGUGCAUGUCUGCUGAGAGUCACGCGCGGGCCGCUCAAUAUUGGGGAAGGUGGACGCGUGGCGAAACUGGCCGCGUCUGAAGGAUGUCAGGCGCCCUGCAUGCCAUACGCUUACGGCACGAGCAGAGUGCCGGGCCCGACACCCCUCCCCCUCCAACUGCUUCGUUCCCAGACAUUGUCCGGGCCGCGUGUCCUCUCCUUGUGGUACCCUCUCCCUCAACCGAUAGUGGACAGCGAAAGGCCGACAGUGCGGCAAUACAAACAAAGGGAAGGGCGAAGCAUGUUCCCGCAAGGUCUUGGAAGUGACGCGCGUGGGGACGGGUGGAAGGGUGGGAGCGCAAAGUGGGCGCAGGGAUUGCCAACCUUCUUUAGGAAAUUUACGCGAUACAGACAAGGAUAAGGUAGCAGAGUGACGCGCCGCCAGGAGCAGUCGGGGCAUCGACUUGAGAUUCCCCGCAGUGCCGGGGCACAUCGCGGCUGCUUAAGAGGUGCCUACUUUUUACCGCGUAAGCGCCCAGCUUCGCCGCUUAAUCGCUUCCACGGGUCUGCCGGCGGGUUGGUGGGUUUCUUUGGAUCUUAGUCGCAGGGCUGCAAAUAGGUCACGGUUUGCAAUCUCAGGCGCCACCAAAUGCCAGCAAAAAACACGCGUGCGCAUCACCUUAGAGCCCGGCUGAGGUCGGGCUCAGCACUUCGGCCAGGAGUGCGGGGGCGUUGAGCGACGUCCCAGCGCGGGGCCUUCUGGCUCUGUUUGUGCAGAAGAGGUGAAAGGCAGACGGCCACCCAUAUGCGGGCGCAGAUGUCACCCCCUUCACAGGGGAAGCGUUUGCUCUUCGGUUCGAGCCAGCUGAGCUCGAAGAUCCGCACUCUCGUGCUGAUUUGCAUGGCGAAGCCUGGCCUGUGGGUAAGAGAAAGCGACCUGAAGGAAAACGCUAGGAGAGUGCGGGAGGGGCGCGGGGGUGCAAUAGAGGGGAGGGCUUUGGCUUAUGUUAUGCCAUGGCGUCGCGCUAACCAGACGGACGGGGCCGGCGGGUGGUCUCGCUUGGGGGUGGGGGUGUGUGUUACUGGACGCCGAUGCUGUGGCCAGUGGGAUGAAGCUGGGUGAACUCGUGGAUAAAGACGCGAAGCCCGUCGCGCUGGAGGAGGAAUUAAGCGCGCUGCGGGUUGUCAUCGCGGAAAAUGGUGAGGAUUGCGGCAGCAAGCGGGGGCCUUCUUGGUAUUGUGAUGGUGAGGUGGCCAGCUGCUGUAGUAGAUACACCUCGCUCCGCGACCAUUGCCGCCAGCCGUUGCGGCUAUGCUAAGGAUCUGAUCGCGCGCGGCUUCUUCUUACCUCCGCUGCUCUUACCUUACCAGGCGCCGGCAACAUGGGCGGGCCAAUAGUGUGCCCCCCAGCUGCGGCGGCAAUAUGAGACGCGCUCGCGCGCGCGCCUACGUACUAUGAGGUGGGUGAGGGAGGGGGCGUGCAAAUUUUAAGUCGGUCGCUCCUACUUCUGGCAUUUCUGACGGUGGAACUGGUUGGCUUGGUUGCAGUUUAAACCGGGCGGAAAACCAACCCAACGCCGGGCCUCAUACUUAUUCGCCUGCCGGGGGUCUCUGGGCGGAGUGAGUGGGCCCGGCUGGAGCUGAGUGCGCAGUGCUCGGAGAUGGAAACGAACCGCGGCGCGCGCUCUGCGUGUUUGUGUGUGUCUUCGUUUUGCGGGGGUUUUUUGUUAUCGUGCCACUUGCAUCGAUGAUGCCGGGGGGUGAAGUUGUUGGCGUAUUCUAUUGCCCGCUGCCCCCGCUGAUAGUCAAGCCAGAACGCUUAGCGCUCCAGCGUUGUCCGCCUGAUUUCGUUGAGACUUACUUUGGCCUGGGCAUAUACUUCGUUGAGACUUCUACUAUACUUCCAACAUCUACACUUGGUUCAUUCUAGCAUCAACAGGUCUUUUCGCCACCAAGGCUGCGGCUGGUCGCGUUUUUACGUCUGAGGACGAGAUCUGGCAGUUUCUGGGGAAGUGUAACAAAUGUACCGGCCGUUUCUCCCUGAAAGAUUGGCAAACGAAGACCUUAGGUUGUGGUGGGGUCGUCGAGAAAGACCACGAUAACACCUGCAAUAAGGAAACUUGUUUGUUUAUUGCCAACGGUUUCGCAUGUCCAACGCCAAAAUGGGCACAUAAGUAAUCUAGAUGAAGUGGAUCUAAUGUAAGUGUCCGAUUGAUUAGAUGAGAACUAGAGCUACUUAUGUCAGUUUGUAAUGCAAGAAGAUUGAAGAUGUAUUGAAGUACAACCUACUCCCGAGUACGAAGACGUCUAAACUACUGACUCAUUCAUACAGCAUGAUGUACUAAAAAAACUAGAUGAACUAAACCUUGGAUGAACUCAUGAGAAAGGACGUAAAUUGUUUGUUAGGCAUGAUGAACAGACUUUUUUAUGAAGCAUCAGCAAUCUAUGUGUAAAAAAGGUUUGAGCACUCAUAUUCUUUGUUUCGUUUUGAUUAUUUGCUGCAACCUAAAAACAAAUGUGUUUAUGAUCAACAUUCGGCAAUCAUUGUAAGUUUGUAUAGGAGCUUUGACAAGACGAACCUCAACAACGGACUAUCCACUAUCUCAUAUGCGCCUCAACAUAGUCAUCGUCCUACUUUGCAUGCACAGGAGCCCAAGUCGGUGUUAUCAACAGCAACAUAUUCUUUGUCAUCAAGACAUGCUGGAUCAACUGGUACUAUCAUCAUGCUAGUAAUACUGGAAGAUUGACCACAACAUCAUACUGACCUUAUCAAGAAAUUGGUGUAAUGCCACACCUUGCAGAAAAAAAGAUACAACAACCUACUACUUCUGCUGGCGGGUAAGGAGCCAGCAUACUAUUUAUGUUGGCCAGGAGCUACGAUGGGGCUGCUAGUCGAAGGCAAUCUUGCUUUCGCAACUGUGUUUCUGCCUUUUGCGUACCCGUGGACUGGUGUCAGAGCAUCUUCAUCUUGUUUAGACCCACGCGUCCAUCUACCGUGUACAUUCAUCUGGCCAGUGCAAG
This is a messenger RNA of Amoebophrya sp. A25, 5528 nucleotides long. The record is from the annotation of a GenBank genome assembly. NCBI's taxonomy places the organism in Eukaryota, Dinophyceae, Syndiniales, Amoebophryaceae.